Talaromyces stipitatus ATCC 10500 is the source of this 956-nucleotide messenger RNA. RefSeq names its product ankyrin repeat domain protein, putative. Lineage: Eukaryota; Fungi; Ascomycota; Eurotiomycetes; Eurotiales; Trichocomaceae. Gene Ontology annotation, cellular component: nucleus; cytoplasm. The transcript is spliced from 2 exons. Gene Ontology annotation, molecular function: protein binding. The coding region runs from base 1 to 885 and encodes 294 amino acids. The record is from RefSeq and is a predicted model, not a curated record.
AUGGCUUUGGGAAUAGCGACGAGUCCAGAUGCAGAAACAGCAACGGAGGCUGGCCUAAGCCCUAACGGAUUAGACGAAAAGAUACGGCAACUCUGUGGGCUGUUUGUUUUCAUCAAAGAAUCCAAAAUCUACCUCAUUCAUCAGACUGCAAGAGAAUCUUCCAGCACCCAUUGGCAGCGCAAAACAGAGAUACAAAUGACUAAAAUAUGUGUCAAAUACCUUCUUAUGAAUGAUGUGGUCAGUAAUGAGGGAGUGCUUAUACGGAGCUUACUAGAUUAUUCUGCCGAAAACUGGGCCAAUCAUUUUCGAGACGUACUAUCUCCAGAAGACGAGAUAGUGGACUGGGUCUGGAAGCUGUAUGAUGUUAGGACUGAGCGAUUUCACUUGUGGGUUCCUAAAUUUUGGGUUGCAGCAAUGCCGUAUCAUCGAGACCCCAAAAUGAAGGCACUGCAUUUAGCUGCAUUCAAUGGCCAUCCUAACAUACUGUGUCGGGUAGAUGUGAAUGAGACAGGUGCAAUUGAUUGGGUCGACGGGUUAGGAAUAACUUCAUUACAAUGGGCUUCUGAGCGGGGGCAUCCUGAAAUUGUUAAGCUACUACUCGAAAAGGGAGCGGAUUUCAAUGCUCAGGGUGGACAAUAUGGCAAUGCUCUUCAGGCUGCUGCUCAAGGAGGACAUCUUGAGAUUGUUCAACUACUACUCGAGAAAGGAGCAGAUGUCAAUGCACAGGGUGGAUACUACGGCAAUGCUCUCCAGGCUGCUGCUCAAAGAGGACAUUCUAAGAUUGUUCAGUUAUUAGUCGAGAAGGGAGCAGUUGUCAAUGCUCUGCAGGUUGUUACUCCAAAUAGAUCUCAGGAGACUGCGCAAGCGCAGGGGGGAAGGGUGUGAGGGAAUUUGAGUGAACGGAGGGGUUUGGAUUGACUAUUUUUGUGGGGUGGAGGAACGGAGUUGAGCAAUUG